AAGGGAGGAGGUGUUCCUGCAGCGCCUUCUACCCAGGAACGCUGUCGGAAGAAGAAGAAUACCGGCGGCAGGAGCCGCGUCGACCAGUGUUGCUGAAGAUGGAAGGUGCGGCAGAAGUACAACUGCGUGCAGUGGUGCCACCACAGGAGCAGGCGAACAGAACCGCGCCACUAGUUCUGGAUUGACGCCUGAAGAUGAAGAAGAGCACUUGAUUUUGCCGCCCGUGAACGUGUGCGAUAAGGCCAUGCGUGGGAUCCUUGCUGAGAAAUUGUACAAUUACGACGACAAGACUCGCGGAAUGCAGUCUGCGAACGUGCCGCAGAGUCCUUCCGAACAACAGGAGCAAGCUGCUUCUACUGAGAGAAACUCUGGUACUGCUCCAUUGAUGAAUCGUGCAGAAAAAGAAACACAGCAGGCGGGUGUAGACACAGCACAGGACCUACUUCCUAACCAGCGUCAAGUUCUUGUGCAGACGGAAAGAAGUGCAAAAAGUUCGUCUCGCGCGCGGAUUUCCAUGUUGAAGAACCCAGAGGAGUUCUGGUCCAUCUUUGACGAGGUCAUGGCCGAGGUCAUCGCGGAAUCCGGGGAAGACAACAACGCACUGCGGACGCAGGGAAAGAAGAAAACGUACCAGCUCCCGGGGUACGUAAAGGAAAAACUCGAGGCGUUUGAGGAGCGGGAAAUGUUGGAGAACGCAGCUUGGGAGGAUGAGCUUGAGAAGGAGCGAGUACAGCUGCAGCUUCGGGACGAUGUGGUGGGAGGAGACGAGUUGGAGAUGGAGUGCAGUGAUGACAAAACGGAUCCAGCAUGUGCUGCGAGUUCGACGGGAAAAGAGAACGCGCUGCCAGCAGGAAAUGGUACUACUGAGUUUAAAGAAAACCUCCGCGACAGCGUCGAGCGGGAUUUCCCUCUUCAGCUGGACGCUGCCACUACAGAAGGGUCGUCCUCUAGGUGUGCGGAAAAGGAGGUUCUCAAACAACCAACGACCCGUGGUGAGGCGGAUUUCACUAAUAUUUCCGCGGUACAAAAACUACAUGAAGACGCGUCUGUGCAGCGGAGGAACGCGCCCCCGAAGGAUCUUCCUCUUUUUUCCCCGUCGUCAGACAAAAUGCGGUCCGCGUUUGCCGUAAGACAGAAAACCGCUGUUCUCAGUGCGGAAGAGGAGAUGGCAAAGAUCGCUCUGUUGAGGAAAAAACUGCAGGUCUCUUCUUCCGAAGAAGAAACAGUCGACGCGCAGCUUUCAGAAAAGGAAAAGUCAAAGAUCCAGAAAAGCCAACACCAAGUCCUGAGCCGUGCGUUCUUGGCAGACCAAAUUCUGAACGCUGUGCGGGAACGGGAAGAAGACGUCGUGUCGGAAGGCGGGAAAAUGGAGGAAGCUCCUGUUCCGGAUGAUGUUUCUCAUCUACCCUCGGGCGGAACUGAAAAUGGUGAAGAGGAGGUAGAAGAAGAAGCACAGAAAGACAACUCACCUGAUUACUGUUCUCAAGAAGUAGACGGUCUCGACCACCGCCCUGAAGUCCCUGCUGCCCACUCAUAUCCUAGUACAACCAGGCCGCAGCAGCAGGAAGAUGUUCCUGCGCAGGAAGAUUUAGCCGGAGAUGAGAGACGAACUGCAUACUCAGACCACGACUCAGCCUGCUCAGAGGACGAGUCGCAGAAUAUUAAAAUGAAGAUCCACAAUAAGGUGGUUCUGGAUCACGAAGACCCUUUACCGCACGACUUGUUCGCCAGCGGAGACUUGGACAAGAAGAAGAAGAAGGCGUUUUUGACCAGAAUCGACACAAGGUCGUGGUUUGCCGCAAAAAUGUAUCGAAUGCAAAAAUGUCUGGGUCUGGAAGAAUCAUGCUGUUUCUGCAUGACACAGAAGGUCUGGCAUGGAAGCUCUAGCGUCACAGGUUUCGAGAAGCUUCCGCAAUGCCGAAUCCGCAUGACAAAUCCCCCAUUUUGGCGACAGGAAGUGAGCAGCUUUUGCUGCCUAUGCAUCAGAGAUUUUUGUGUGUUCUGAAAUGCGCAUCACAAGUUACAUCCUUCCAGACCCAGACAUUUUUACACUUGAUAAAAUGGAAGAGGGUGCGAUUCUAACAAAGAAAAAAACUACCAGCGACGUCUUCUGGGAGUGGCAAGAAGAAAAUUUGUUGCCCACCAAAACACCUACUUCCAGUCCUGCGAAGGAACAACAGCAGGAACAAUCAGUGAAGUUAAAGGCAGGAGUAGGUGAAGGAAAGAAGGUUCUUGCUCUUGAUGCCCCUGCGCAGAUGGAACAUCAACGACGGGAACAAGAAGGACGCGACCAGGAAGCUGCUGUUCAUAAUUCCGAAGAACUGCACGACGGACAGACGAAGACAUUCAACAAGGAUUCGAUUUUUCUAACCAGUUGCGGUUUUUCCGUGGACCAUACCGCGUUUAUCCAGGGGAACGACAAGCCGAAAAGACGGGUCCGGGAAGCGGACGGGGAAGUGGUGGAGGAAACGGAGUUCGACACUUUGCGGAAAUCUUUCGACGAGCGGCACGCGUACGAAAGCACCUUCAAGCGGUUCCUGAAAAAGCAAAAGGAGCAGCAGGAAAAAAUACAGAAGGAGGAAGACCGACGGCAGAAGCGACUGAUGGAACGAGCGCUCGAGGACGAGCUGCAAGCUCUCGACGAGAUGAAGCGGAACUUGCGGAAUUUUCUGGAGUUCCCCGGGAUACCGGCAAAUCUGCUGGAGGACUGGACGGAGAGGCGGAAAAAAAUCUUGCUGUACGGCGGGGCAAAAAUUGCCAAGAAGACCAAAGGUCGCGGGAAGCAAGCAAAAGCGAAAGCAGGCGGGAGCAGCAACUCUUCGAAAGCGAAAGCGGUGCGGGGGAGGAAGGAACAGGACAGGAACGCGCGCACGCCUCGCGGCGGCCGCGGAGAUGAAGAUGACCGCGCGGCGGAUGGUAGCAUGGAGUUUGAGGAAGACAGUGGGUGGGCGCCGACUGGCGAGCCAAGCGGCAGUAGCACAAGCAGAGCAGCAGAUGCUUCUUUUACGGAGGGGCAAGAAGGAGAGGCCGGUGUGAGGACAGAAACAAGUGUGAAGAAACGAGGAAGGGUAAAGAAGAAAGCAAGCAAGGGACAAUUUGUGCCUGUAGCAGCAGAAGGAGUUGCGCAGGACGAAGCCUCGGACUUGGAAGAUGCGGCGGAACAAGCUGAACGUGUAGCGGUGAAAGCAGUUGAUCUCCAACUUCCUGAUGGGCAUCAAGCCACUUUCGUUCCGCCUGUAGAUGAUAAUCGACAAUCGCGACCCAACGAGUCACCACUGCAGCUUGAGGUCGCACCAAAGGCAGUACGGUUUUCCGAGAGGGUCGUGUCUAAUGUAGAUACGACCACUACUUCUGCGAUAGCGAUAGUUUCUAUCGCAGCCGCAGCAAAUGAAGAUGCAGCAGAUCAUACAAAACUGCUGCCCGCUGAGAUACCGCAACUGCGCGCUGCAACCGGAGGUGAAAUAAAAACCGUCCUAGAUGUUACUAGAUCUCCCACCGCUAGUACUGACGAGUUUUUGCCGGCGCCGGCGCGCGACAAAUUUGGCAGGGUCACUGAGUCCUCCGUCGACCCUGACCAGGGUGAUGCAGAAGAUUCUCUCCCCAUGAAGGAGCCGGCAGACUCCCAGAUCGUGGACAACUGGAAGACGGUUUUUUUGUCACUGAAAAACCGGUUCAUCUCCAGCCAGACCGACGAACAGCAAGGCACGGAAACCAUCUUGUCCACGUUUCUGCAGAACGACGCAAAUGUGGCGAAAGUGAUCCGCAAAUUGACGCCGAACCCCUACUAACCAUUGCAAAACUUCUUGUUGUACUAUCGUCCUCGUAUGGAGGCUAUGGAUAUGUACGAAACUUGCAGUCUUGGAUGGCAGAUCUCCUGUUUCGUGGUCUGAAACUGCAUCACAUCAAGCGUCGUUGUUUCUUUUGAGCAAAUUUGUCAUGCGCGUUAUACUAGGCCUAGGGCGAAGAUAGCCACAACACUUUUGCAAUGCAUGCCUGCCAGCAACACGGAACGGUGAACAGCAUUAUGGGGUGGCGUGGGAAGGAGCGCAUCGACGCGAUCAGCGAGGACUGCGAAGAGACUAUCCCAGGCGGCAAAACCUCCUCACCAGUUCUCAAAUGUCGAGUAGUUUUCGUGAAGAUUUAUUGUUGAGUUCACUGAAUAGUACUUCUCCACAAAUAAUCACGAGGCAGCUGCCUUGUGAUCUGAGCCUUCUGUUCAUAGUGUAGUCGCAAGCAGUCCGUAAAAAUCAAAAUCAAUAUGCCUGGAAGAUCGCAGGGCCAUGAUUUCUCCUCCUUCUGCCGACUAGACAGGAUGAGGACAAAAAUUCUACCUCCGUGAGAAGGAACUGCCUACGGUCCAGUAAGUAAUUUGUUGGGAAAGGGUAUGGAUGUUCGUGCAAUUUGCAUGGCUAAGGCUAGAAGCGACUGGGGAGAUGGUUUUUACGCAGGAUAGACAAACUGAACGACUUGGAGAAGUUGAAGAAAAAAUUGGACUUAAAGUUCGUUGCGAAAGUCGAUAACAACUACCUGCAAUUUAUUCACUGCAAUGAUGUCAUCGGGAGUUCACGGCAGACUUGAAAAAGAGUUGUCAAGUUUGCAGUUGUGCUGGCCUAGCGAGGUUCCGAAGUCUCUACUCCACUCCACGAAUGGGGAGCGUGAAAGCCUUUGCCUUAAUAGAUGCAGAUUGGGUUUGUCUUCCACAGGCACGUUAGACAUCAUGGGAUAAAGCUUCAGAAGCUUCUACAUGUGCAUGGUUAUGCGUGCCUGUACUUCUUCUCCUGGAUUCUCUUUGCCCUUCACGCAUUAUUUUCCAGACGGCCCAGAUGACAAGAUUUGCAGUUGAUACCGUUCUUGCAGCAGCAAAAGGAGAAAAUGCAAAAAAAGGAACAGGAAAAGAAGUCCGCGACCGCAAAAGCUGCAGCAGCAAAUAGUCGGGAGAGCGGACCACGGCCUAGCGCAAAUUCGUCAGAGGUUGGAGGCGUCGCGGUGGUGAAAGGGGAGCGGAAGAAGGAGCAGCCGUUGGCGACCCACCCGGCGGCGAUAGACGAGGUGAUUCGACGCGCGUUGCGGAGACGCGAUAGGCGGCGAGAGAAAGUAAGGGAUAUGAAAAAUUCUUCCGACGAGGAGAAUUCGUCGUAAAAAUUGCAAACGAAGGGCCACGGCGCAAGCGAGUAUAAGUAGUUGGUGGUCCUCUCCAUUUCAACAAUUUGCGAUAAAAUAGUAAGUUCUACAGCGCAACCAGCACGCUAUGAAUUUUACGAAAAAGGGAGACUGGUGAU
Molecule: messenger RNA, 5279 nt
Organism: Amoebophrya sp. A120
Lineage: Eukaryota; Dinophyceae; Syndiniales; Amoebophryaceae
Source: the annotation of a GenBank genome assembly